Molecule: messenger RNA, 2063 nt
Organism: Nymphaea colorata (pocket water lily)
Lineage: Eukaryota; Viridiplantae; Streptophyta; Magnoliopsida; Nymphaeales; Nymphaeaceae
Product: probable lysophospholipase BODYGUARD 1
Exons: 4
Coding region: 202-1728 (508 amino acids)
Source: RefSeq, a predicted model, not a curated record
CACCCAUGCCCCAAGACCAGAAUCCAUUUGAUCGCAGCACUACCCCCAUUCCACACCAUCACACUUAUUAGGCAGCUGGUGCCAUACGCAUUAUUGUGUGACUUGUGUGUGUAGUGGAAGCUCCUCUUCUUCCUCCUCCUCCCCCGUCGCCGUCCCGCAACCAGAACCCACGAAAAUAUCUUAAAGAAAACAACCGCAUAUAUGAGUGUUCCUUUAAAGGUAAGGAGCAAGAGCGGGAGAAGUGGGGGCAAAGGGAAGAGAAGGGCAGAGGGAAGAGCAAUGGCUCAGGAGAAGACUGUGGGGUUGCUCUUCCUAGUCGCCCGUAGAGUGGUCGUGGACGUGCUCAGCUUCCUGGUAUUCUUCCUACUCGAUCUUCUCGACACCAUUCUCUGUUACCUCUUCAAGGUCGUCGACUUCUUCGUCGAGAACGAAUGGACGCCCUGUUACUGCUCCUCCGGCAGCGACGCCAUCAUCAGCAGCGGCAACAUCAUGGUAUCCGAGCAAGGGCGAAUGAAGAUCGUCUGCAUCUCUGCGGACAAGCUCCAGCUCGAGGAUAUCUCCGACACUCUCUACUCGCGGCCGUCCAUCUUCUCGGAGAUCUCCGGGUGGACGGCGGCGCGGGUGAGGCAGAUCAAGGGGAUGGAGGAGGCCGGGAGAUCGAACAAGGCACCUUCACGUGACCGGCGCCGGAACGGCAUGCUCAGGUCCAGAUACCGGAUCAACUCCACCAUUGUUGAGAUGCUACAGGGGAAGAUUGGGCGUCAGAUGGAUCGCCUUCUCCCUCGCUGGUCCGACUGCUACUGCUCCAAGUGCACUUCCUGGGUCACCUCUCCCAAGCAGUCUCUCUACGUCCGUGCCAAUGGUCUCAAAGAGCCCAAGGAAAAGGAGGUCACAGACGUUCUCUUCAUCCAUGGCUUCGUGUCCUCCUCCGUGUUCUGGACCGAGACCCUAUUCCCAAACUUCUCCGACGACGCGAAGUCGAGGUACAGGUUCCUGGCCAUCGACCUUCUCGGGUUCGGGAGGAGCCCCAAGCCGGCCGACUCGCUCUACACGCUCAGCGAGCACGUUGACAUGAUUGAGCGCAGCGUUCUGAAUCCCUAUAACGUAAAGUCGUUUCACAUAGUGGCGCACUCGCUGGGCUGCAUCAUAGCCAUAGCCCUCGCCGUUAGACACCCCAACUCUGUGAAGUCUCUCACCUUGCUCUCGCCGCCAUAUUUUCCGGUGCCGGAAGGAGAGAAUGGCAGCCAGUACGUGCUGAGGCAGGUGGCCCCCAGGCGAGUGUGGCCUCUCAUGGCAUUUGGUUCGUCGGUGGCUGCUUGGUAUGAACACAUCAGUCGGAUUUGGUGCCUGGUGGUUUGUAAGAACCAUCGUCUCCUGGACUUCCUCGUCAGGCUGAUCACCAGAAACAGGAUUCGAACGUACUUGGUGGAGGGGUUCUUCUGCCACACCCACCAUGGGGCCUGGCACACGCUCCACAACAUCAUCUGCGGGACGGCGAGCAAGAUGGACGACUAUCUGGAGCAGGUGGCGCGGCUCAGCUGUCAGGUCACCGUCCUCCAUGGGGCGGACGACGAGCUGCUGCCCGUCGACUGCAGCUUCGCCGUCCGGUCGAAGAUCCCGAGGGCGAGGGUGAAGGUGAUCGAGAAGAAGGACCACCUGACCAUAGUGGUGGGCAGGCAGAAGGCGUUCGCCAGGGAGCUGGAGGAGAUAUGGAAGCCGUGUUCAUGAUAAGGAGUUGCUUCGAGAUGUGUGUCGUAGUGCUGCAGACGUGAUGUGAUGUGAUGUGAUGUUAUGUUAUGUGAGUCUUGAUAUGUGAAAAAGCAAGCAGGAGCAGGAAGAGAAAAAAAAAAACAAAAAACCAAAAAACUCUACCUUAUAAGUUAUUAAAGACCCACAAGGGAGAGUCUACAAAUGGCAAAUAAUAAUCCACAGCCACAACCACAUGUAAUCCUCCACCGCCACCAUCGUACGUAUAUUAAUUCUUCACCCUCUCUUUCCAUGCUUGUGCAAUUAAUAUUCCUUCUUAAAUUGGCCUGUGGUUCUUAUAAUAAUUCUUCACACUA